Messenger RNA from Brachypodium distachyon (stiff brome), 1737 nucleotides. RefSeq names its product scarecrow-like protein 14. Gene Ontology annotation, cellular component: nucleus. The coding region runs from base 1 to 1737 and encodes 578 amino acids. The record is from RefSeq and is a predicted model, not a curated record. The transcript has a single exon. Gene Ontology annotation, biological process: regulation of DNA-templated transcription. Lineage: Eukaryota; Viridiplantae; Streptophyta; Magnoliopsida; Poales; Poaceae. Gene Ontology annotation, molecular function: DNA-binding transcription factor activity; sequence-specific DNA binding.
AUGGCUGCCCCUCCCGUGUUCCCCGACCUUCCCUUGAUGACCCAUGGUGACGGUUACAAUGACCACUCCACUUUACAGGAUCACCUGGCACUCCCAUAUAUCACACGCAUCCUCAUGGAGGAGGAGGAUGACGUGGAUGAUGACCACCCUGCGCUCCUGCACGCUCAGCAGCCAUUCGCCCAGAUCCUAUACUCCUCCAGCACACUUGCGUCUGCCUUAUUGGCAGACCAAGGUGACACAAGUUCUCCCAGCUCAGCCAUCUUCAAGUUCAAGGGCGCGGACGAGGUUGGCAGCUUGUUAUUGCUUGCUGACAGGGAGUACAGCAAGGACACGUUCAGCACUGCCUUCUUGAAGGGCAUGGAAGAGGCUAACAAGUUCUUGCCUGCAAACAACAAUCUUACGAGUGACGGCCAGGGCAAAGUGAAAGAGAAAAGUGGCAGGGGCCGCAAGGAUAGGCAUGAUGAGCUGGAUAUUGAGGUCGGCAGGACGAGCAAACUGGUGGAAGCUCGUGCCUGCGCGGUGUUCGACCAAAUGCGCGGUGCCGUGGAUAAUGAAUCUGGGAACAAUAACAAGAAGGGGAGAAAGAACAAGGUACAUGUAGUUGACCUGCACACUCUGCUGGUCCACUGCGCCAGGGCAGUGAUGGAUGACCGCCAGAGUGCGGGUGAGUUGCUCAAGGAAAUCAAGCAGCAUGCCUCACCCACUGGGGAUGCCGCCCAGCGGCUUGCCUACUGGUUCGCCGAGGGUCUGGAGGCACGUCUGGCUGGCACAGGGAGGCAGGUGUAUGGGUUGCUCACGGCGGAGAGCACCUCUGCUUUGGCACGCAUGGAGGCCUACCAGGCAUUCAUGUCCACCUGCUGCUUCAGGAGGGUGGCUUUCUUGUUUGCCAACAAGGCCAUCUUCAAUGUCGCACUGGGAAGGAGCAGAUUGCACAUCGUAGAUUAUGGGUUACGUUAUGGGUUUCAGUGGCAAGAGCUGCUGCGCUGGCUGGCAGCAAGGGAUGGUGGCCCACCGGAGGUCAGGAUCACCCACAUUGACAUCCCACAGCCCGGGUGCCACCCGGAAAAACAGAUGAAGGAGAUGGGUGAUUGGCUAACCGACAUUGCCCGAGACCUUGGUGUGCCAUUCAAGUACCGUGCCGUUAUGGCACAAUGGCAGACUGUUUCUAUUGAGGACCUGGACAUGGAACCUGGAGAGGCACUUGCUGUGAAUGAUCUGUUUAAUUUCAGGACCUUAAUGGAUGAGAGUGUCGUCAUAGCCAGCCUGAACCCCAGGGAUGCUGUCCUCAGCAACAUCACCAAGAUGGAGCCGGAUGUGUUUGUCCAAUGCAUUGUGAAUGGAUCCUACGGCACUUUUUUCUUGUCACGGUUCCGAGAGGCCCUCUUCUACCACUCUGCAGUGUUUGACAUGCUUGAUGCAACUAUGCCACGGGAGAGCAGACUGCGGCUGGCACUGGAGCGCGAUGUCUUUGGAUGGGUUGCCCUGAAUGCAAUUGCAUAUGAGGGAGAGGACCGGGUGGAGCGUGGUGAGACCUAUAAGCAUUGGCAGGUCAGAAACCAGAGGGCAGGACUGAGGCAGCUUCCACUGAACAGAGAGACUGUUAAGAUGGCUAGGGACAUUGUCAAGAAUGACUACCACAAGGAUUUUGUCAUCGAUGAGGAUCACCAAUGGCUGUUGCAGGGGUGGAAGGGCCGCAUCCUUUACGCGCACUCGACAUGGGUGGCAGAAAGGCGUUAG